Molecule: messenger RNA, 1935 nt
Organism: Ciona intestinalis (vase tunicate)
Lineage: Eukaryota; Metazoa; Chordata; Ascidiacea; Phlebobranchia; Cionidae
Source: RefSeq, a predicted model, not a curated record
AAACUUUUAAAGUAAAAAAUAAUGGAUGAACUGGUAGUUUAUAUCAGUGACAUACCAGAUGGCUACAGUGCGUUCAAACUUAAGCUAUUUCUCAAUAAUUUGCUGGGUAGUGGGCAAGCUGUGCAGGAAAUCAAACCAAGUGAGAAAGAAUCUGUGAUGGAGGUUCAUUUUAAAGAAGAUACUUAUAAAUACGUUGCUGUGGCAAAGUCACCCCUUCCCCUCAAGUUUGGAAGCGACACUUACCAGUUGGUUGUGACAAUCAACAAGCCAGGAAGUGAAAACCAAACUUCAUCAAAAGGUGGCGAAUAUUUCACACCGGGAAGGCAUUCGACUACACAGGAUGAUCCACCAACAGAGUAUUCAGGACCAAGUAUGACACGAGCACAAAGUGAGGGAAAUUUUACAGACUACACAAUGCAAGACAGAUGCAACUACAGUGGCCAGUCUGCUCCACAAAGAAGGAUUUAUUGCUAUGGAGUUGGCCCAAAUAUCUGUAACAACAAACCAUUAAUAAGGAAACACAUGCAACAGUAUGGCCAUGUAGAAGAUAUAUGGAUUUACCCCAAUGCUAGACGACCAUUUUUUAAAGUUCUGUUCAAGCUUCAUGAAUCAGCACGUACAGCAUUGGACCAUGGAUCCAACAUAACAAGUGUAGAUACACUGAGAAUGCAAUGGGACAGAGAUGAAGCAAAUGAGUUGCGGCAAGGACCUCUACCCAACUAUAAUCCCCCAAACCAAGCCAGAGGACCCCAGUUUAGAUAUGACCCCCAAAGAGACCCCUAUGAAAGAAGUAACCCCCCCAGGAGCCCCCAAUACCGAAAUAACCUCCCACAUGACCCACAAGGCUGCAAUCCACCCAGACAGGGUCAAGUUAAGCUUAGGAACCCAGGCAACCAAAGGCCCAGAGACAACAGACGACACAGUGCAAACAUAGAAGGAAUAAGACAAGAUCGAAAACAACAUCCACGAUCGGAUCAAAGAAGAGCCCGGGAUCAAAGUAGGGAUGCGGAAAGAUCUUCGGAUCAAUCUGCUCCAGUUGCAUCUGCUGCUCCAAGGACUUGGGAGGAGAUUUGGGAAUCAGAGGAUGAUCUGAAGAGGAAGGCUGAUAAUUGUGUUCUUGUACAAAAUGUCCCUGAGAAAACAUCAAAUCAAAGUUUGGAACUUUAUUUUGAGAACACCAAUCGAUCUGGUGGCGGUGAAGUUUUCAUGCUGUUUAAACUAAGAGAUGGAAUAUUGGUCGUGUUUUAUGACCAACAAGUUGCAAGGAAUGUGUGUGACAAACAAGAACAUUACUUUGAAGGACAGAAACUACAAGUAUUUCCUAAAACAAUUCCAACUAUGAUGAAAGAACAGUUCAUUGUCUCGGGAGUUGAUGAUACAAAAACUAGUAAAGAUGUCCUUGAGUUGUUCAUUGAGUCUUGUUCAACCAGCAACCUUGUACCAAGCAGGGUUGAGAAAAUGUCCCAAGGAAAAUAUAUGGUAUUUUAUGAUGGUGAUGCUAGGGAUAAAGAUAUUGAUGACAUUAUGAACAAUAUACAACAGAAGAAACUUGAAAAUAAAACACUUGAGGCCAGCAGGAUGUGUAAGAGUGAUUGCAUCAAAGUGGCAAACGUAUCAAAUGAAGUAUCAGAUGAUGCCAUCAAGUUAACAUUUGAAAGUAAGAGGAGAACUGAGGGUGGAACAGUAACUUACGUUCAACGAUACAAGGAACAUGCUCUUGUCUUUUUCUCGGAUUUUAAAGUGGCAGAAAGAGUUGUUAAAACAUGUACGGACAAUCCCCUUACACUUGAUUCAAAGCAUGUUAAAGUAACAUCACAUUACCACGGUGUUGAUACAUCUGGCAACGCUAAAAAACGAAACAGAAAAGCAAAAGGAAGCUCUAGCAGUAGCAGUCAAGGUGCUGUACAGUUAUGUUUGUAAAAGAUUUUGUAAAGU